AUGGCUUCGGAAUCGCAAUCACCCUUUGCCCGCCUCGUGCGAUUCGUCCCACGAUCUGACCCCACCAAGAUCCUCAUUGGAGAACCUGAAUCAGACUCUGUCGACGUUGGUAUCGCGGUGCGCAACGGUGAGGAUGUCAAGGUUGUGGUGUGGUCGGGAUCUAGCGUCCUCAAGCCGGGCUCGAAGACCGAUCACCGGGCCAUCAUUGACCGCAUCCUCUCACCCGUUUCUGCCGACGAGGUCGGUACUAUCCGAUGCAUCGGUCUGAACUACAUUCAGCACGCAAAGGAGGUUGGCGUCGCUUUGCCUGACGUACCCACUGUGUUCCUGAAGCCGAAUACAGCGCUGGGAGACCCUUGGCCUGCACCAACUGUUCUUCCCCUACUUACUCAAGCAGAUGACUGCGGCGAUUACGAGUCUGAGCUUGCUGUCGUUCUGGGAAAGACCGCCAAGAAUGUAUCCGAGGCAAAUGCUAUGGAUUACGUUUUGGGUUACACUGCCUGCAACGACGUGUCCAGCCGGACAUACCAGCUGAACCAGUCUCAGUGGUGCUUUGCCAAGGGUUUCGACGGCUCAUGUCCCUUAGGCCCGACCCUGGUUUCUAAAGACCUCAUCCCGGACCCAGCUAAACUGCAAAUGCGGGGGCUCAAAAACGACGAAGUUCUCCAGCAAAGUGGCAUCGAUGAUCUCAUUUUCAGCGUCCCAAAGAUCAUUAGCUUCCUGUCCCAAAGCACAACUCUGCCAGCCGGUACCGUCAUCAUCACCGGCACCCCUGCUGGCGUAGGCUUAGGCCGCAAGCCCAAGGUAACAUUGAAGGAUGGAGACGAGUUCAAGGUUGAGAUCUUGCCUCACAUUGGAACACUUGUCAACGUUUUCCAGAACGAGGGUGUCACUGCUGUUGGGCAGUAG
Molecule: messenger RNA, 909 nt
Organism: Colletotrichum spaethianum
Lineage: Eukaryota; Fungi; Ascomycota; Sordariomycetes; Glomerellales; Glomerellaceae
Product: fumarylacetoacetate hydrolase domain-containing protein 2
Exons: 6
Coding region: 1-909 (302 amino acids)
Molecular function (GO): acetylpyruvate hydrolase activity
Source: RefSeq, a predicted model, not a curated record